Dentiscutata erythropus is the source of this 396-nucleotide messenger RNA. NCBI's taxonomy places the organism in Eukaryota, Fungi, Glomeromycota, Glomeromycetes, Diversisporales, Gigasporaceae. The record is from the annotation of a GenBank genome assembly.
AUGCCCGUCUCAGAAAAACGUGGAGACGAUUUGUAUAAUCAUGAUAUGUUUGUCCCUUUAACCCUUCCUGAAAAGACUGACCAACCCACAGUUCGUAAAUAUACUUUAAAAUUAUCCCAAACUCAAUGGACCCCUGAUGGUCAUAGUCGCCCUGUUUACCUUGUCAAUAAUCAAUAUCCUGGGCCUAUCCUUCAAGCUUAUAAAGGUGAUACCUUCUCUAUAACUGUUGAAAAUGACCUUCCUGUUGAAACUAGUAUGCAUUGGCAUGGAAUGUUUCAAAGAGGAACUUCUUGGUUCGAUGGUGUACCUGGGGCUUCUCAAUGCACCAUUCCCCCGCAGUCCUCCUUCACUUAUGAAUUCAGUACAGAUGGACAAGUUGGAACUUAUUGGUGGUGA